Messenger RNA from Cherax quadricarinatus, 1344 nucleotides. The record is from RefSeq and is a predicted model, not a curated record. NCBI's taxonomy places the organism in Eukaryota, Metazoa, Arthropoda, Malacostraca, Decapoda, Parastacidae.
AUGUGUCUUAGAGUUUACUCUAAACCCACGUGGGACAUUCAGCGCCGGGAGCGUUGGAGGCUCGACCCUCCGUCUUCGAUUAACAAGCUAGAAGCACUAAUGAAGGCUAAGCUGCGGUACUUCUCACGGGGCGACUUCCAGCUGUUGUUGUUGCCGCACCCGCAGGAGGAGGCUGACCUGCCGCUGUGCCGCAGUGGCUCUGCAUGCGGCUACCUUCAGGUGAACGCCUAUGGCGUCAGCACUCAACAGUUUUGCCGCUGCGCCAGAACAGACGGCUCCUGCGACAUGCACUGGGAUCCACAGGACGGACACUCUAUCACCAUGGGCUCCGACCAGUUCAAGUUCUGCAGGUCGCCGCCACCUUUGCACGUGUGUGGCCGGGACGAGACAGCCUACUCAGCUGCAUUCAUAUUCAACAAGGCUACGUUCAGCAUGGCCGGCCAGCAACAUCUCCUGCAUUGCUUCUGCCCGCCGCCCCUCGCUCAUGUGCGUGCUGACGUAGUGGAAGACGUAGUGGACGGAGAGCUGCUCCUGGCUACCCUCCACUCCUGCUCCAGGCUGGAGGUGUGUACUGAGGAGGCUCCCUGCAAGGAGGUAAGCAUGGGUGGAGGAACGCCCCUGGUCAACCCUAAGUGCCGCUGCCCUAGGAAGACCUCCUGCCCCACCCUGGGCACCACCGUUGCCCCACACUCCAACACCUACCCUCAGGGCUCAGCCUACUCCGUGUUCUGCCACCCAGGGCCCGCUUAAGGGGUGAGACAACGUGACACUGGCUCAGUGUGCCCAGAAAAUGAUUGACAAGGAGCUGCGUGAGACUUGCGCGGAUUUAGAAAUCCAGUUUACAGACAGUGAUCAAGACACCCACAGCAUCGAAGCAUUAAAACACUUGCUAAAUGAUUUCGGAGGCAGUUAUUUCCCAGACAAAAUAUUGCAAUACAUGUCCUCAAUCCACUUGACGGCAUAAUUGCCAAAAUUUUUACAUGGCACUGAAAAAAACUUCAAUAUUGGCAACAUUAGUGAACACAGAAGAACUUAGCUUUACAAAUGUGAAAUCUAUAAAACAGUUUUUUUUUUUGUUUUACGAUAAACCAAGAUCGGUUGGACGUUUAUCACUCUUAUUAAGUGAACCUGUAAUUGUUGAGGAUUUAGAACUGGGUAAGAUAAUCCAAAGAUUUGCAGCUGUUUAGGCCUGAAUAGGUAAUCUUUGAAGCCGAAAUUUUGACUUGUAUAUGUGUUAUUAAUGCUAUUUGUUUAUUGAAUUUAAAUUAAUAAAGUAUAUUUGUUAUUUUAAGAUUUUAAUAAAAUGUACUGAAUGAAAAUAAACAAUAAAAUUAUAUCAAAAAG